AGUGGUCGCCCGCGUGUUGCCCGCGUGGUGUCGUGGGGAGACUGGGUGGAGGAGGCUGUUGGAAGGGCCCGUGUUGGCGUGAGCUGACGGUGGCCGCCGCUACAAGUACAGUCGCUGAGCGACACUACAGCGACUCUGGUGUAACCAGUCCGCGACUGUGAGCAGACCUCGGCGUGCUAUGCGGUCCAGCCGCCUCUCACCGCACGUCUGACCGUCUUUCCUGCCCCACCAUGACUCUGAAGCUGGUGCGGACGGCUCCGGCCCGGAUCGAGCGGCGGCGCGUACCCGGCCCUCCGGCGGCCGUUUGUGUGCCCCUGCUCUGCCUGCUGGCGCUCAGCUCGCUGGCAGUGAUGGUCACCCUCAGUCGGCAUCAGGAGGGCCCGGCCGCGCCGCCGCCGCCGCCGCUGCCGGCCGGCCGCAGCCGCCUCUACCCCCGCAACGGCUCGCUGCCCGGGCUGGGGACGUUCCACUACGUCAUCAACACAGACGCAUGCACCGCGGACGAGGAGGUGACCAUGCUGAUCGUGGUGACCUCUCACGAGGGUAACCAGCGGCUGCGGUCGGCCUGGCGACGUCUGCUGCCUACCGAGGAGCUGGGGAGACUCGGCGCGCGGCGUGUGUUCCUGCUCGGCCGGCCGUCUCAGCAGGAGGGCUACACGAGCGUCAACGAGAGUCUGGUGGAGUUGGAGAGCAGCCAGCACGGUGACAUCGUGCAGGGAGACUUCAGCGAGAGCUACCGAAACCUGACGCUCAAGCACCUGAUGGGCCUGCGCUGGGCGGCCGACUACUGUCCGCAGGCGCGCUAUGUGGUCAAAAUGGACGAUGAUAUCGCCGUGGAUGUGUAUCAGCUGCACGAUAAACUAACCGAGCGCUAUGCGCCGCGCGACCUGCUGCUCGGUCUCAUUCACUACGACAUGCAGCCAGUGCGCGACCCGGCCAGCAAGUGGUACGUGCCGACGGCCGAGUACCCGGGAGAGUUCUACCGGCCGUUCCUCUCCGGGUGGAUGUACGUCGUCUCCCAGGAUGUGAUCACUCGCCUACUGGCCGCCGCUGAGCGCCGAACAAACUUCUGGAUCGACGAUGUGCAUGUGACGGGCACGCUGGCGAGUGAUGCGGGUGUGAGGCUGAGCAGUCUCAACGCGUACUACACACCUCACGCGACGCAUCUCGAGUGUUGCGCUCGUACGGAGGACCUCCUGUGUGACUACCUGGUGGGUCCGGCCGGUGGUGACGAGGCGCUGUUGUCGGACUUUCUGAGCCAGGCGCGCGGCUGCUGGCGGGCCGGCUGUAUGCGCAGGAAGCCGGAGGUGUCUGUGGCUCGGACCUGUGUGGGCACGGACAAGUACCGGCACCGAGAGCUGGGCCAAGGCACGGCAGAGGUGGUGGCCGUGAGCUGGGGUGCCAGCUGACCGCUGGGUGGACGGCGGAGGGGCAGGGGCGGGGGACAGUGCGUGGUGAGAGGAGAACUCAGUGGGUGAGUGGACUGCAGGACUGAGCUCUGAGCGGCGAUGGCCGUGGCGUGAAUUAGUGAAGAACUGGUGAAAGACGUCAGUCAGAAGAAUCAGUAAGAUCGUGAUCGGUGGCUGAUGCAGGCAGCAGAGUGGCUUAUAUUCAGCUACAGUGCUACACCUUUGACUCGUCGCUUCUACGCACGGCUCGUUUUGCUGAUGGAUUGCUGACUACCAGGGAUGGUUCAAGAUUGCCAUAUGCACAUCAGCUCUUUCAUUGUGAUCAUAGGGUUAUGUCGCUUAUUAAUAUUAUUUGCAAAUUAUCAUGAUCAUUUAACUGCAGCUGUAUAUUACUUACUCGACUCUUGUAGAUAUUACGUUUAUUCGGGCAGUGGGCCGCCUGUGCCGCCCUCUAUGCUCGCACUGUGUUUCGCCGUUUCUCCGUCGGGUGAUCGCACCAUGGUUCGCUGUAACCGCCCGAGCUCGUGUUGGCGGCUCUCAUGUGAUUGGCGUCUAGUCGGACGGGAUCUGGCGCGUCUGUGUUCGUUUGCCAUUGGCUUAUGGCCGAAAUAAGACGCCAAUACACGUUCUCUACGUUCUA
Molecule: messenger RNA, 2049 nt
Organism: Amphibalanus amphitrite
Lineage: Eukaryota; Metazoa; Arthropoda; Thecostraca; Balanomorpha; Balanidae
Product: beta-1,3-galactosyltransferase 5-like
Exons: 2
Coding region: 231-1409 (392 amino acids)
Cellular component (GO): membrane
Molecular function (GO): hexosyltransferase activity
Source: RefSeq, a predicted model, not a curated record